AUGUCUCAGUUAGAAGAGAUUACAGGAACUCCAAUCAUCAAAGGUUCACAAACGAUGCAGAUACAAGGAAAGUACAAAGGAAAACUUCUCUGCUUCAAAGACUCUUAUGCAAUCAUCUCAACUAAGUUGGAAAGAUUCCCUGAAAUGUUUCACCUCACUAGUGGUGAAAAAGAAGUUUUCCCAUAUAAUUACUACACGGAAGAGUUAGUUAAUACAACUAAAGUUGGUAACAUCGAUGAUGCCAUGAAUCAUGUCAAAGAUAUUGAAGCUUUUAAUGAGAACAUUGAGAAGAUUGAAGAUUGCAAGAUUGAUGAUGAACACUUUGACAUGGAAGUUUAUUCGUCAUUCUAUUGCGGUCAAGAUGUACGCAUUUUACGAGAUGGCUUUCUUAAGUUCCGCAAUGACCUCAUGACUGAGUUUGAAAUAGAUGCUUAUGAUUAUGUUUCAAUAAGUUCUAUCUCAAACAAACUCUUUGAGAAGAGAGUAUAUUGGAAGAACGGUAAUCUCUUUGAUCUUGCAGGAAAACCUCGUGAAUAUAUUUCCAAGUGUAUUCAAGGAGGAAGAUGCAUGCUAGCUGAGAACAAGAAGCAAUACAAUGAAGGAGAACUCAUCACUGACUUCGAUGCUGUAUCAUUGUAUCCAUCAGCAAUUGCUAGACUUUACUGUUUAGAAGGAAUUCCAAAAGUUAUGACAGAAGAGAUGAAGAGCAGUGAAUACUUGUUGGAGCAUCUCUUUGAUGAUGACCAAGCUGAACCAACAAAGGAAAAGUUCAUCUCAGGAUUUUACUGUCAGAUCGAGAUCUUGUCGAUCGGUAAGAACUCAGCAUUCCCAUUGAUUGUCGUCAAUCCUGACAUCAACCCUGACUUACAUGUUGCCAGAAGUUCCAAUACAUGCUGCAAGAUGUUCGUAGACCACAUUACGCUUCAAGAUCUGAUCAAGUUCCAAGAGAUCUCAUGCAAA
Trichomonas vaginalis G3 is the source of this 960-nucleotide messenger RNA. Its product is annotated as organellar and viral DNA polymerase type B. NCBI's taxonomy places the organism in Eukaryota, Parabasalia, Trichomonadida, Trichomonadidae. Gene Ontology annotation, biological process: DNA replication. The annotation marks the transcript as partial. Gene Ontology annotation, molecular function: DNA-directed DNA polymerase activity; nucleotide binding; DNA binding. The record is from RefSeq and is a predicted model, not a curated record. The transcript has a single exon.